GAGAUAUCUACUCGUACUAGGAAACCAUAUUGCCACUUUAAUGAGUUCAUUUCUCAAAUGUCUUUAUUUCUCUUAAUUUUCUUCUCCAUUGGAGCUCUGCAACUGGAAAUUAAACAAUGUCUGGCGUAUGGAUAUUCGACAAGAAGGGUGUUGCCCGUUUGAUCACCAACCCUACUCGCGAGUCCUUCGAGCUAAUGGAACCAACAUAUCCAGGCACUGGUACAGCCACUGCACCCGGAGCGCGCCCGAAGGUGCUAGUGUAUCUACCAGAGAACCAGGUGAUUUGUUCCUAUGCUGACCUAGAGAAGAUACUCAUUGAGCUUGGAUGGAGUCGCUACAACAACCCAAUAAGGUCAGAUUUCAUGCAGUUCCACAAGUCGGAUGACUCUGCACAUCUCAUCUCACUUCCUAAAGAUUUUAGAAACUUCAAAUCUCUACAUAUGUAUGACAUCGUCGUCAAGAAUCCAUCUUUCUUUGAAGUCCGUGAGCCAUUUGGCUAGCCUUUAUCAAGGGCGGAUUUAGAGUACCAUUUACGGAUUCAUGUGAAUUCAGUACAUUUUACUCGUAUCUUAUAUAUGUAUUAAAACAUUUGUUAUAUAUUUGACUAUAAACUCAGUUAUUAUUAUA
This is a messenger RNA of Nicotiana attenuata, 627 nucleotides long. RefSeq names its product flowering-promoting factor 1-like. The coding region runs from base 117 to 500 and encodes 127 amino acids. The transcript has 2 exons. Gene Ontology annotation, biological process: regulation of flower development. NCBI's taxonomy places the organism in Eukaryota, Viridiplantae, Streptophyta, Magnoliopsida, Solanales, Solanaceae. The record is from RefSeq and is a predicted model, not a curated record.